UGAUUUGAGAAAAAACAAAAGAAGAAAUGUAGAAAAGAAAUGCUCAAAAGGAAAAGUUAGCGAGUGGUUUGAAUUUUAAGUAUCUAAACCGAUUGCAAAUUGUAAUAAAUUAAAAGUUCACCAAUUGCGCCAUUUAAUGAGUCAAAAUAUUUCUCUGAAAUUCUCUUGUAAUGGUUGCAUAAUUAAUUCUCUUCUGUCUGUUUGCCUGUUUUGGUGCAAUCCUUAUCAGUUAUCAUCAAAAUUUGUUUGAUUUUUAAAUCAAUCAAACCCUGUAACCUCUUGAAUAUUAAAAUUUUUCGAUAUUUCACUCUGCUAAAGUUACCUCGCAUCAUGUUCAUUUUUUUUUCAAAUCAAUAAUACGAAGUUGGUCUAUAGCAUGUUGCAUUUUUAAUAAGAUUGAAUGUUUAGAAUCCUUAUGAUUACAUUGUUUAAAUAGUAAUAAGUUUGUCACCGUUCUUUAAAAAUGGGUGUUUGCUCAUCAUGUUUCGGGGAUGAUUCAAAUAAUUCAGAUCCUACUCCAGACCCUGAAGUGAGAAGACAGCAACAGUUGGAAGCAGUAGAGAAAAGGCUUCGCGAGCAAGAAAAUCGGGGAAUUAAAAAUCCAGAUAAAGUUCGUCGAAUGCAGGAGAAGGCCAAAGAGAAAGAUCGUUUACAAGACGAAGCUGCAACACGUUAUGAUGGCAGUGGUGGUUUGAAAUGGCAAGUGAGUUGAAACAUUCCAGUGAACGUCCAACUUUAAUCAGUGAUAAUGGAGUAUUUCCUAAUCGAAUACUCCUGUACUCUUAUUAUCUUGUUAUAAAUGAUGCACCGGUGUAUAAAUGCAAAAAUUUCAAGUACUUUGAAUUUGAGAUUUGAAAAAUUCAAUUAAUGUAACGAGUGCAUUAUAAUACAUAAUGUUUUUAUUAUAAAAAUUCAACAAACUGGAAUAUAAUUACAAAUACUGGAGGUUGAAAACUUGCAUCACAAUUGAAAAUAUUUACCAUUUUUCACGAUAUAAAUUUAUACUUGCGUUGUUUCUCGUCAUUUUACAAAUUUAUUUUUAAUGUUUGUUUGUUAAUUUUAAAUAUACUUCAUUUUUUUGAA
Messenger RNA from Planococcus citri (citrus mealybug), 1083 nucleotides. RefSeq names its product small VCP interacting protein (gene Svip). The transcript is spliced from 3 exons. Gene Ontology annotation, cellular component: endoplasmic reticulum membrane. The record is from RefSeq and is a predicted model, not a curated record. Lineage: Eukaryota; Metazoa; Arthropoda; Insecta; Hemiptera; Pseudococcidae. Gene Ontology annotation, biological process: negative regulation of retrograde protein transport, ER to cytosol; negative regulation of VCP-NPL4-UFD1 AAA ATPase complex assembly; positive regulation of autophagy. The coding region runs from base 464 to 712 and encodes 82 amino acids.